AUGGUCAUGGAUAAAAACAAGAACUCAACUCAACAAAAUUCAUCAGCUGCAAGACAAAGACGAAGAGGAGUUAUAGCAAACAAGAAACAAUGCAGUCAGAUUCCAAAUCCUUCCAUCAGUUCAUCUAUUUCUGGUAUGGAUUCUACAUUGAAAGAUGUUGCUGAUUUUUCUGACAUUAGCACAACAAAAUUGAACCAACUCAAUCAGACCACACGCAAUUACCUUCAUAACCUUGGUAAUACAUCCAAUGCAUGUCAUUUGAAUAUUCCUAAGUCAGCUCCUAAUAGGCAAUUUAUAUUUCAAUCAACUGGAAAGAACAUAAACAAAAACUUUAAUGAUAUAGUUAGACUAAUUGCUGCUAAUGAAUCAACUCCUCAAGUAGGUAGCAAACGACAGCCAUAUUAUUGGAACACUGUUGAUGAUAAUCUAAAUCCUGAUGUCAUUUAUACUCCUCCAACAAACACAGUGAACUUUCACUCCACAAAAUCUUCAAACAUUGCAACUACUCCACUCCACACACAGGUCUUAAAUUCCAAAUCCUCAACUCCUACUGCAAAUGUUCCUUUUGCUGACAUUACAAAGAGAUCACAAAAUAAGGUCAGCAAUUGCUCUACAAAUAUCAUGAGGCCACAUAAUAAUACAAACCAACCAGCCUUUACAAAUUUUGGGAAUGACAUACCUCAUAGACAAUUUGUUUUUAAAUCUACUGGAACUAAUCUCAUGAAAAACUUUAAUGACACAGAAAACAUAAAGGGUUCAGAUAGUUUACAUUCUCAAUUAGGUUGCAAAAUAAAGUCACAAGAACAAAAAUUUGGGAAUGAAAAUGUAGCUGUCAACAACCUACCUACUAAUUCAUUAGAGACCUUAAGUUUGUUCUCCAAAAAAGCCAAAACUUCACACUUGAACUCUAGUACUAUUUCAACUUCUGCAAGUUCUCAACAAUGUCAAACCAAUGAUUUUGCACCAAAUGCACAAACUACACAACCAUAUGAUUUUAGCAAUAUAGUGGAACCACCUAUGAAAAAAUCCCGUUAUGAAACCCGUGGAGUUAACUUAUACAACAAGUUUACUGCCACCGUUACAAAUCAGACAAAUGAUGUAGCAAUUGAUGUUGUUGGUGACAAAACUAAAUCUCAGUACUCAACAUUGUUUGAGGAUCAUGUCAUGGAAACUUCGUCCGAUGAAUCUGAGGCAGACAACAACAGUUCAACUGAUGCAGAUGAAGAAACUGAUGAUCAAGAAGACUUAACUGAUGAUGAACAUCAAGGAUAUUUUGAUAUAGGUGAUCCUGUUUGGGAAUGCCAACAAUGUGGUGCACACAUGUGGUAUCAAGAAAGAAAGAAUAGGAGUAAAAAUACUUUAAGACCUGAAUUCCAGCAAUGUUGUCAUGGAGGUAAGGCUGAGCUGUCGUUGCUUGAACAACCACCAAAACUUCUUCAGCAACUAUUGUUUAACAAUGUCAGAACAGACAGCAAAAAUUACCAAGCACACACAAGAAUUUAUAAUUCCAUGUUUGCUUUCACAUCUCCCGGAAUGAAAAUUGAUGACAGGAAAAAUGUUGGUAAAGGACCACCAACUAUAAGAAUUCAAGGACAAGUUUGUCACAGGAUUGGAAGCAUGUUGCCACAAGAGGGUGAACACCCUAAAUUUGCACAAUUGUAUAUUUAUGAUACUGAAAAUGAAAUUAAAAACAGAAUCCAUGCCUUCAGGGAUAACAAAGAAAUUGAUGCCAACAUUGUACUCAAAUUGAAGAAUAUGCUUGAUACACACAACGUUCAUGCAAAGUCUUUUAGAAUGGCCAGAGACACGUUGAAAAAAAAUCCUUUCCAAGAUCUUAAGUUGAAAUUAAUUUCUGAAAGAACAACUGAUGGUAGGAUUUAUAACAAGCCCACUGUGUCUGAAGUUGCUGCUCUGAUAGUUGGAGAUAUUGAUAGUGCUGCAAAAAGAGAUAUCAUCAUGCAUAAAAGAAAUGGCAAUUUACAAAGAAUUAAUGAAUUUCAUCCGUGUUAUCUUGCUUAUCAAUAUCCACUCCUCUUUCCAUUUGGUGAAGAUGGUUUCAGAAUAGGUAUUCAAUUUAGAUAUAGCCAUGAAACUGUUGUUACAAAAAGGAACAGAUUAACUAUUAAAGACUGGCUUUCUUUUCGAAUUCAAUCAAGGAAAAAGGAAGCCAAAACUUUAUUAUGUUCAAGAAGACUUUUUCAGCAAUUUUUGGUUGAUGGCUAUACUAUGAUGGAAACUGAAAGGUUGAAUUGGCUGAGAAGAAACCAUUCAAAGCUCAGGGUAGGAAAAUAUCACACAUUAAGACAGAUAACUGAAAACAAUGUAGGUAAUGCAGCUCAGAAAACAGGCAAGAGAGUUAUUUUGCCUUCAACUUUUGUUGGCAGUAAAAGAUACAUGGAUCAACUAUAUUUUGAUGGAAUGGCAAUCUCAUCUGCAGUUGGUUUCCCAGACCUGUUCAUAACAUUUACAUGCAAUCCAACUUGGCCAGAAAUCACAAGAGAAUUAGCAAAACACAAUUUGAAACCUCAAGAUCGACCUGACAUUGUCACAAAGGUCUUUAAAAUCAAGUUUGAUAAGCUUAUGAAGGAUUUAACAAAAAGACACGUGUUAGGAAAAGUUCUAGCAUAUAUGUAUACAAUUGAAUUUCAGAAAAGAGGUCUCCCACAUGCUCAUAUAUUGAUUUUCUUGCAUCCUUCAAGCAAAUAUCCUACACCUGAAGAUAUUGAUCAAAUAAUUUCAGCUGAGAUACCAAAUCCUGAAACUCAUCAAGAGCUUCAUAACUUGGUAAAAAAACAUAUGAUUCAUGGUCCAUGUGGCAAAGAUAAAAAAGGAUUACCAUCACCAUGCAUGAGAAACGGUAGAUGCUCUAAAUUCUAUCCAAAAAAAUUCAUUGAAAAUACAAUAGUUGAUCAAGAUGGUUAUCCAGUAUACAGGAGAAGGUCCAAAACUCAUACAGUUGAAAAAAAUGGUAUCACAUUGGACAAUAGAAAUGUUGUGCCAUACAACCAUAAAUUGUUGCUCAAAUUUCAAGCUCAUAUCAAUAUGGAAUGGUGUAACCAAUCCUCAUCAAUUAAAUAUUUGUUCAAAUACAUACACAAAGGUUAUGAUAGAAUCACAGCUUCAGUUGUAAGAACAACUAACCAACAAAGAAAUGAAGUCCAGCCAGUGGAUGAAAUCAAAGAUUAUGUUGACUGCAGGUAUAUCUCACCAUGUGAAGCAUGUUGGAGAAUUUUUUCAUACAAGAUUCAUGGUCGACAACCAUCUGUAGAAAGAAUGUUUUUUCAUUUGGUAGGAGAGAAUACUAUUUAUUUCACAGAUUUUGAUCGUAUGGAAAACAUCCUUGAAAAGCCAAGUGUUACUGAAUCAAUGUUCACAUCAUGGUUGCAAGCAAAUGCGGACUAUCCAAGUGCAAGAAAGCUUACAUAUGGACAGUUUGUAACCAAGUUCACUUAUAGCAAGAAAAAGAAAUCUUGGACCCCAAGGAAAAGAGGAUUCAAAAUUGGUCGCUUGAUUUGGGUUCCUCCAACAACAAGAGAAUUGUUCUACUUGAGGAUGAUGUUGACUUUUGUUAAAGGUCCAACAUCGUAUGAAGCUAUUCGGAAAGUUCGAGGUACACAGCUUGAUACCUUUAGAGAUGCAUGCUUUGCCAUGGGAUUCCUUGGAGAUGACAAAGAGUACAUUGGAGCUAUAAGAGAUGCUCAUGAAUGGGGACCAGGAUCUUAUUUAAGAAGAUUGUUUGUGCAUCUACUUUUGUGUGGAACUAUGAAUAGGCCAUAUGCAGUGUUCAAAAAAACUAUUCAGUGGCUUUGUGAUGGCAUUUUAUAUCAUCAACGCAUUGUAGCUAACAACAAAGAUUUGCAACUAACAGACGAGGAGUUGGAAAACUUAACUUUGUUGGAGAUUGAAAAAACUUUACAAGCUAAGAGGAGGAGUUUAAAGGAAUUUGGGUCAAUGCCAUAUCCCAAAGAUUAUGUUCUUCAACAAUUAGGGAAUAGGCUAAUAUAUGAUGAAAGAAAUUAUGAUAUUGCUGCACUAAAAGCAGAAUUUGCUGAAUUGGAUGCUUCCCUAACAGAUGAGCAGAGGAUGAGUUAUAAUAAGAUCAUGAAUGCAGUUGAAAAACAAAAUGGAGGAGUAUUCUUUUUACAUGGUUAUGGUGGAACAGGUAAGACCUACAUCUGGAGAACACUUGCAAGCGCACUAAGGUCAAGACAACAGAUUGUUAUCACGGUUGCAUCAAGUGGAAUUGCAGCACUAAUACUGCCUGGAGGAAGAACUGCUCAUUCAAAAUUCAAGCUACCAAUUCCAACAUUAGAUAAUUCCAGUUGCAAAAUAGAUUAUGAUGAUGAUCUUGCUGAAUUGCUUAGACAAACAAAAUUAAUCAUCUGGGAUGAAGCACCAAUGGCUCACAGAUAUUGUUUUGAAACUUUAGACAGGUGUCUUCAAGACCUUAUGAGUAAAUCAGGAGAUUCUGAUAAGAUUUUUGGUGGCAAGGUCAUUGUUUUUGGAGGUGAUUUUAGACAAAUACUUCCAGUUAUCCCAAGAGGAAGCAGAUCAGAUAUUGUCCAUGCUUCAAUCAAUGCUUCUUAUAUUUGGGAUCAUUGUGAGGUGCUGACAUUAACAAAGAACAUGAGGCUCAGACAAGGAUCAAAUCCUGUUGAAAAUGAUGAAAUUGAGAAAUUCUCAAAAUGGCUUCUAAUGGUUGGAGAAGGCAGACUUGCUGAACCUAAUGAUGGAACUGAUGAGAUUGAUAUUCCAAAAGAUAUUUUAAUUACUAAUUUUGAAGAUCCCAUUAAAGCCAUUGUUGACAGUACUUAUCCAAAUUUAUUGCAAAACUACAAAGAUUAUGAAUAUUUGCUCAGUAGAGCUAUUUUGGCAUCUACAAUUGAAGUUGUUGAAUCCAUCAAUGAUUAUGUAUUGGGUAUAAUGCCAGGUGAAGAAAGAGAAUAUUUCAGUUGUAAUUCCAUUGACAGAUCAGAGAUUCAUGACUAUCAAGUUGUUCAGCUAUUUACACCUGAGUUUUUGAACUCUCUUAGAACUUCAGGACUUCCAAAUCACAGUAUUAAAUUAAAAAUUGGUACACCAAUCAUGUUAAUGAGGAAUAUAGACCAAACUGAAGGUUUGUGUAAUGGAACAAGAAUGAUUGUGACCAAAAUGGCUGAUAGUGUGAUAGAAGCAAAAAUAAUUGGUGGCAAAUACCAUGGAAAUGUAAUUGCCAUUCCAAGACUUGAAAUGUCUCCAUGUCAAUCUCCAUGGCCGUUCAAAUUAACCAGAAGGCAAUUCCCAAUUAUUGUGUCUUAUGCAAUGACAAUUAACAAAUCACAAGGCCAAUCUUUGGAUUAUGUUGGAGUCUAUUUACCAAGAAAUGUCUUUAGCCAUGGUCAGAUUUACGUAGCAGUUUCAAGGGUUAAAAGCAAGAAAGGUAUCAAGAUAUUGAUUCAUGAUGAAAACAAAGUCACAAAAAGUACUACACAUAAUGUUGUAUUCAAAGAGGUCUUCAACAAUAUUUGA
Trifolium pratense (red clover) is the source of this 5508-nucleotide messenger RNA. RefSeq lists its product as uncharacterized. Gene Ontology annotation, biological process: telomere maintenance; DNA repair. The transcript is spliced from 7 exons. The record is from RefSeq and is a predicted model, not a curated record. The coding region runs from base 1 to 5508 and encodes 1835 amino acids. Gene Ontology annotation, molecular function: DNA helicase activity. Lineage: Eukaryota; Viridiplantae; Streptophyta; Magnoliopsida; Fabales; Fabaceae.